Messenger RNA from Penicillium atrosanguineum, 1269 nucleotides. RefSeq lists its product as uncharacterized. The transcript is spliced from 4 exons. The record is from RefSeq and is a predicted model, not a curated record. Gene Ontology annotation, cellular component: cytoplasm. Bases 1 to 1269 code for a protein of 422 amino acids. Gene Ontology annotation, molecular function: protein binding. Lineage: Eukaryota; Fungi; Ascomycota; Eurotiomycetes; Eurotiales; Aspergillaceae.
AUGCACAUGAACAAGAGGAUCGGCCGCCUGAAGCAAUGGGCCGGAGAACGGAUGGGAGGAGAGGUCAAGACGUGCCAGUCUGAUGACUUCAAGGCCAUGGAGACCGAGAUGGGAGUGCGGCACGAGGGCGUCGACCGCAUUCACAAGUCUAUGACGGCCUAUGUCAAGGCUAUAUCGAAGCGCAACGAGGGCGAUGACAAGGAGAAGACUCUCCCCGUGGCGCAUUUGGGAAGUAGCAUGGUUACUCACGGAGAGGACUUUGAUCAAAACUCCGAAUAUGGGCAAUGCCUGACCAGAUACGGAAGGACCGAAGAGCGCAUUGCGCGCAUUCAAGAGCGUUACAUUGCUCAGGCGACUUCGAGCUGGCUUGAAUCCCUGGAGCGAUCCUUGACCCAGAUGAAGGACUAUCAGUCUGCUCGCAAGAAGCUUGAUGCCCGGCGUUUGGCAUACGACACCUCUCUUGCCAAGAUGGAAAAGGCAAAGCGAGAGGAUUUCCGCGUCGAAGAAGAACUGCGCAGCCAGAAGGCCAAAUACGAAGAGGCCAAUGACGAUGUGCUCCGCCGGAUGCAGGACAUCAAGGAAGCGGAAGUGGACAACGUAAUGGACAUGGGUUCCUUUUUAGACGCCCAGCUGGAGUACCACGAGCGCUGCCGCGAGGCGCUCCUGCAACUCAAGAGCGAAUGGCCAGGCAGGACCGGCCAAGUCCCAUCACCAAGCCGUCGCCCAACCAUCCGUGCGCGAUCGAACACGGCUAAUUCUUAUUCGGAGCGAUAUGAUCCUGUCCAGGAGGAGCUGGCCAGUGUCGCAGAGAGCCGUCCUACCAUUCGUUCCCACAGGACCAUCACGACCGAGUCCCCAGCACGAGAGCUCUACCCACCCACCAUUUCAUACACGCGAGGCACUCUCACCCGCACACCCACUUUCGAGGGGCCGUCGCAGCUGCGACAAGAACAGGCACCGGCCGCGUCCCAAUGGGUCCAGCGAACCGCGAGCGAUACCAUGACUAGCGGCCGAAACAGCACACUAUUCCCAAAUGGCCGACUUCCUAUUGACCCUUACGCCGAUUCCGAAGAGGUGAGCUCGUACGGACGUUCUAGCCCCGAACAGAGUUAUGGCAAUCGGUCAAACUCUCCUGCUACAUCUCACGGUAGCGUGGCAUCUCGGAGGCCUAGCGCAACCACCCUUAGCACAGCUGGACUGGCCAAGAAAGCACCACCGCCCCCUCCUCCCUGCCGUUCUAAGAAGCCUCCCCCCCACCACCCCCGAUGA